Verticillium nonalfalfae is the source of this 1161-nucleotide messenger RNA. RefSeq lists its product as uncharacterized. The record is from RefSeq and is a predicted model, not a curated record. Gene Ontology annotation, cellular component: membrane. Gene Ontology annotation, molecular function: transmembrane transporter activity. Bases 1 to 1161 code for a protein of 386 amino acids. Gene Ontology annotation, biological process: transmembrane transport. The transcript is spliced from 4 exons. NCBI's taxonomy places the organism in Eukaryota, Fungi, Ascomycota, Sordariomycetes, Glomerellales, Plectosphaerellaceae.
AUGAAGAGGUUCGCGCCCUGGCUCUGGAUCCCAUUCAUCAUGCUCUGCUGGGGCAUAGUCUGUACCCUAAUGGGAAUUGUACAGAGCUAUGAAGGACUCCUGGCUGCGCGAGCUGUGCUUGGUCUUGCUGAGGGUGGUCUUUUUCCAGGCAUUGCUUACUUCAUCACCAUGUGGUACCGUCGUCACGAGUGCGGUCUCCGACUAGCAAUCUUUUUCUCAGCUGCCACGCUCGCUGGUGCCUUCGGGGGGCUCUUGGCUCGUGGAAUUCUAGAAAUGGGUGGUGUUGCUGGUCUUGCCGGUUGGCGUUGGCUAUUCAUCCUCGAGGGCAUUGUGACAGUUCUCGUCGCGUGCGUCGCUGUUAAGGUUAUGCAGGACUACCCCGAAAAAGCCAAGUUCCUUACCGAAAGUGAGCGGAAGGUGGUACUAGAACGUCUUCAACAAGAUCGAUCCUCACUUGCGAACGAGUUCGACAUGAGAUACGUUCGUCACGCAUUGUCUGAUUGGAAGAUUUGGGUCCAUGUCGUCACAACCAUCUGCGUCUAUACUGGAGUCUACUCGUAUUCGCUAUUCUUGCCGACCAUCAUUCGCGAUCUUGGUUACACAAGUCGCACAGCUCAACUGAUGACUGUCCCGCCAUUCGUGGUAGCCUGUAUCAUCUGCGUCUCAGCAGGGUGGUAUGCAGACAGGCUCGGUCAACGCGGAAUCUUUAUGAUAGUCUUUAUGUUUGUUGCAAUUAUUGGUCUCAUAAUGCUUACCGUUGUGAGAAACGUGGCUGUGAGAUACGUCGGCUGCUUCUUUGCUGCAGCUGGCAUCUAUCCCAGCGUCCCCCAGGGCGUAGCUUGGAAUGGCAACAACAUCGGUGGUGGGCUCAAGAGGGGGAUUGGUAUUGCUAUGCAUGUUGGAUUCGGUAACAUCAGCGGCAUCAUCUCGUCGUAUCUGUUUCUGCCAAAGUAUAGCCCGAGGCACUUACCGGGGCUCAGCAGUCUUCUUGGUCUCUAUGUUGUCGCUCUUGUCCUUUGCGUCUGUAUGACAGCCUAUCUCCGGCGAGAGAAUGCGCGACGCGACCGCAUCUAUGCAUCUCCCGAGGAGUAUACAGAAGAGCAACGAGAACUCGAGCGCGAGAAGGGGGACAACGCUACUUUCUUCCGCUUCACCAUCUGA